Molecule: messenger RNA, 984 nt
Organism: Elephantulus edwardii (Cape elephant shrew)
Lineage: Eukaryota; Metazoa; Chordata; Mammalia; Macroscelidea; Macroscelididae
Gene: EXTL2
Product: exostosin-like glycosyltransferase 2
Exons: 3
Coding region: 31-984 (317 amino acids)
Cellular component (GO): membrane
Molecular function (GO): glycosyltransferase activity
Source: RefSeq, a predicted model, not a curated record
UGCCACAUCUGCAAACUUCCCGGGAGAGUAAUGGGGAUCCGAGUGCUUCGUUUCUCUUUGGUGGUUAUCCUUGUGCUGCUCCUAGUGGCUGGUGCUUUGACAACUCUACUUCCCAAUAUCAAAGAAGACAAGAUGCUCGCUUUGCGUCGGGAGGUAAAAUCACAGGGCAAGUCUACUGUUGAUUCCUUCACUCUCAUAAUGCAGACGUACAACAGAACGGAUCUCUUGUUGAGACUUCUAAAUCAUUAUCAGGCAAUACCACAUCUGCACAAAGUGAUUGUGGUGUGGAAUAACGUUGGCGAGAAGGGACCAGACGAAUUAUGGAAUUCUCUAGGACCUCACCCUGUCCCUGUGAUCUUCAAAGCACAGAUGACAAACAGAAUGAGAAAUCGACUCCAGGUCUUCCCUGAACUGGAAACCAGCGCGGUGUUAAUGGUGGAUGAUGAUGUGCUCAUUAGUGCCCAGGACCUCAUUUUUGCUUUCUCUGUUUGGCAGCAAUUUCCUGAUCAAAUUGUAGGAUUUGUUCCAAGAAAGCAUGUGUCUACUUCAUCAGGUAUCUACAGUUAUGGGGGCUUUGAGCUGCAAACACCAGGGUUUCAGAAUGGUGACCUGUACUCCAUGGUGCUGAUUGGAGCUUCAUUCUUCAAUAGCAAAUACCUUGAACUCUUUCAGAAGCAGCCUGCAGCUGUCCAUGCUUUGAUAGAUGAAACUCAAAACUGUGAUGAUAUCACCAUGAAUUUUAUCAUCGCCAGGCACACUGGGAAGACAUCUGGGAUAUUUGUGAAACCUGUCAACAUAGUCAGUUUAGAAAAGGAAACCAAUGGCGGCUAUUCAGGAAUGUGGCAUCGAGCAGAGCAUUUCCUACAGCGGUCUUACUGCAUAAAUAAGCUGGCUAAGAUCUAUGAUAGCAUGCCCUUAAAAUACUCCAACAUCAUGGUUUCUCAAUUUGGCUUUCCUUAUGCCAACCACAAAAGUAAGAUGUAA